This is a messenger RNA of Octopus bimaculoides (California two-spot octopus), 878 nucleotides long. RefSeq lists its product as uncharacterized. The record is from RefSeq and is a predicted model, not a curated record. NCBI's taxonomy places the organism in Eukaryota, Metazoa, Mollusca, Cephalopoda, Octopoda, Octopodidae.
GAGAAAGACACACACAAAUAUGUACAGCGCGAAAGAAUGAGUAGAAGGCGGAGUAUAUUUUCUAAUACGUUUAGUUUGGUUGAAGUUAACUUAAUCCAAUUACAAAAGAAUGCGUAUUACACUAGAAGUUUCCGGCAAACAGGGAAAAGCGGUUGAUUUGUUUCUUGUAUUAAGCAGAAAGAGAAAGAAAGCCGAGAGUUAAGACGGCUGACUAUCAAUAUAUAUAUAGCAACUUCACAGAUAUAUAUAUGUAUAUGUAAAUAUAUAUACAAGGUCUCCCAGAUGUUUUAUCCUCGUUAGUGAAAGAGUGAGAAAGAGGGAGAGAGGGAGAGAGAGAGAGAGAGAGAGAGACGGAAAGAGAGAUUUUACUGUAUGUGUAAAUCGGACAUGUGGACUACAAGUAAAUUGACGUUAUUCAUCCUAAUUGGAGCUGCUCUAUUCUUCAGUGCCAGUACUAUGCGGUAUCGGACAUGUGCAGAAGGUUGCUGUCCCCACGAAUAUUGUGCCUACCACCGAAUAUGCUACCCGAAAAUACAUUGCCAUUUCGGCUGUCCAGAUGGAAGCUGCCAGCACGGUGUCUGCUUGCCAGAUCCACCGUGUCACAAGAGGGCCUGUGGUAUGGGUAACAGUUGCUCAAUGAAUUUCAAUCUCGGCUACAACACAUGUCAAUACAACCUGGACAUUGGUAGCACAUUAUGUGUUGAUCGGUAUGGCCACGCGGUAACAAGCGCUCCUUGACAAUAAAGUUGGUUUUCGUUCAUACAUCACAUUCAUUUAGGGAUAUCGUUUGAUGAACAUUUUCAACAUAUCAUACACCGUGUACUUACGCUUACAUAUAAAUACUCACAUAUACUCACAUACUAAUAUAUAUAUACAUA